CAUCCGCACUACAUCCGGCAAUUCGUAGCCUCUGCCUUUGGCGUUGUUCUCUGGUUGCACUCACUGUUCUUCAGAGAAAAACGUGUUUUAAUGGUAACCGGGAAAACGUCACCGCCACUUUUUUAACAUGUCAGAGAAAUCAGAAGUGGAUUUAACUGGUGCUAAACAGAAUACUGGUGUAUGGCUGGUAAAGGUGCCCAAGUACCUGUCUCAACAGUGGGCCAAAGCGUCAGGCAGGGGCGAGGUUGGCAAGCUCCGAAUUGGCAAGAACCAAGGGAAGGCAGAGGUGUCUUUCACAUUGAACGAAGAGCUAACUGUGAUUGAUGGUAUCGACAAGACAGUGCGGGCACCUCGUGACCACCCCUUCACCAUGCAAAGUGUAGGGGGUCAGACUCUCGCCGUUUUCACAGAAUCCUCGUCAGAGCAGCCCAGGGGCCAGUUAGAAGAGAGAUCUGAUGGCAGCAGCUCAGUUGCAGGGGCGGGGGCAGGUCCAGACAAGAUAGCCCUGGAGGGGGUGGUGGUCCAGCGGGCAGAGUGCCGGCCUGCUGUCAGUGAGAACUACAUGAGGCUGAAGAGAAUGCAGAUCGAGGAGUCCUCCAAGCCUGUUAGGCUGUCCCAACAGUUGGACAAAGCUGUCACCAACAACUACAAACCGGUGGCCAAUCAUUCCUACAACCUGGAGUAUGACAGGAAGAAGAAGGAGGAGGGCAAGCGAGCACGUGCUGAUAAGCAGCAGGUGCUGGACAUACUGUUUUCCGCUUUUGAGAAGCACCAGUACUACAACAUCAAAGACCUGGUGGACAUCACGAAACAGCCUGUGAUUUACCUGAAGGAGAUCCUACGUGAUAUCGGCAUCUACAACGUCAAGGGAACUCACAAGAACACCUGGGAGCUGAGGCCAGAGUACCGCCACUACCAGGGUGAGGAGAAGACCGACGAGUAGGUCACCCUGCCACCUGACCACAAGCUCACCCACCAUGGGUGGAACUGGAGCCUGCUUCUGGUUGACCUACACCAACCACCAGAGGGCAACAGCAGAUGCCCCUCCACAAGCCUAUGAAAAGGGGACAAUGUUUUUAAUGAAGAGGUGCUGUUAGCGUAGUAAAACGUGUGUUUUACUGUUUUUAUGUAGUGUUGGAAAUGUAAACACUUAUUCUUCAGACUCCACUGGGCAUAUUUUUAUUAUGUAAAAGCAAACGGCCACAUUACACAUACAGAGCUAUGUGUUCAGUCAGAUCCCAAUGCAUUCAUCGUUGCAAAGUAGGGAUAGUUUUGCUGACCAGUUGAAUUAGGUGUGGAUAAAAAAAAAUUCCUAAUAUUUGAAAUAGAUUUGGCUACAAUACAUUUUAGGAGACUAACCUUUUAGAAAGGAACAGAAGGGUUUGUUCUGGUGGUGGUUCUGUACCUACAUACUUUUUUUUUUACCACACCCUUAAGGGAAAAUGCAGCUCCUGGAUUGAGUCAAGGUUUUAUGUAAUGACUACUGGAAUAAAAUCAAAUUUUUUAA
Messenger RNA from Hypomesus transpacificus, 1507 nucleotides. Its product is annotated as general transcription factor IIF subunit 2-like. The transcript is spliced from 10 exons. Gene Ontology annotation, biological process: transcription initiation at RNA polymerase II promoter; transcription by RNA polymerase II. Gene Ontology annotation, cellular component: transcription factor TFIIF complex. NCBI's taxonomy places the organism in Eukaryota, Metazoa, Chordata, Actinopteri, Osmeriformes, Osmeridae. Bases 128 to 943 code for a protein of 271 amino acids. The record is from RefSeq and is a predicted model, not a curated record.